AAAAUCAAACAAGAAGGUACUCUGUUCAUCAAACAGUCAGACAAUCAGUGCUUGAAGAAUGAAUUUACGCAGCCGACGGAAUCGGUAUCGCGUAAGAUAAUUAAUUAUGUUCCUUUCUUUGAUCAUCGCGUCGUGUUUUAUUAUUUGGAUACUACAUAGAAGAUACGGUACAUCACAUGCUAUGGAGAAAAGGAAUAAAACUACACAUUUGAUUCCAAAUAUUGAUCGUAAAGCAUCUGGAGCCAAUUGGGCUAUGUAUAAAAACUUGAUUUCCAAGCCAAAAACAGAAAAAAGCAACGAGGGGAACAUUUCACAAACUAAAAAGCAUCCAAAAUCUCUAAAAAUGCACGCUACUUCACGUCAUGCAAAUUCAGAAAAUGAGAAUAAGAGGCAUAAUGCUACCAAAAAUAAACAGGAAAAUACUUUGACGAAGCAGAUUGCUAUAGACUGCGAAAUGGUUGGAAUUGGCGAUGGCACAGAAAGUAUGGUGGCUCGAGUGUCAAUUGUAAAUAAAUAUGGUGAUUGUAUGUACGAUAAGUAUGUCAAACCAAGGGAGAAGGUUGUGGAUUAUAGAACACCUGUUAGUGGUAUUCGACCAGAGCAGUUAUUAAAUGGAGAGGAAUUCAGUGUUGUACAAAAGGAAGUGGCGGACAUGUUCAAGGGCCGCCUUCUAAUAGGCCAUGCGUUGAAGCACGAUCUUGAUGUACUGUACCUGUCUCAUCCACGUAGAUACCUACGUGACACUUCGAGAUAUAAACCCUUUCGACAGUUAUCGAAAGGUAAUACCCCCAGCCUAAAGAAGCUUACGUACGAAUUGUUAGGCAAGCAGAUACAAGUGGGCGAACACAGUUCCGUGGAGGAUGCGAGAGCAGCGAUGCAGUUGUACAUGAUGUACAGAAAUAAAUGGGAAUCGGAAAGAAAGACACGCUGACGCUUCCAUUUGUGCCACAUUACAAAACGAACAUUCACUUCAAAUCUUUCAUCGCACGUUUAUUCUGUCCAAUACCCACCGACAAUAUGACACAUUUGUGUACUAUAUUUCAAAUUUUUUAGACAUAUUGUUGUGCGACCGAUAAAAAUAAUGCUGUUUCUGACAAUCGUGUCAACCAAUAAAAAAUUACAAAGAAACGUGCAUUUCCAUGUGAUCAAAGUAUCGAGUCAUGUGAUAAUGACCGAUAAAAUUUGUAUUUUAAUUAAUAAAAGUAUAAAUAUUUUAUCUCGUAA
This is a messenger RNA of Harpegnathos saltator (Jerdon's jumping ant), 1224 nucleotides long. Its product is annotated as RNA exonuclease 4. The transcript has 3 exons. The record is from RefSeq and is a predicted model, not a curated record. Lineage: Eukaryota; Metazoa; Arthropoda; Insecta; Hymenoptera; Formicidae. Gene Ontology annotation, molecular function: nucleic acid binding; 3'-5' exonuclease activity. Gene Ontology annotation, biological process: rRNA processing. Gene Ontology annotation, cellular component: nucleus. The coding region runs from base 107 to 931 and encodes 274 amino acids.